GUUGUACAGACAACCUACUAAUACAGUUUAUAAAUAGAAAACGUUAAUUUGUGUUACAGUAGCGCGUGGCGGCGCUAUUGCACCUCCUCCACGUCCAAAAUUAUCUCUCGUUUUCCGCAUUGCUGCCGCAUCAAACGCUGUAAACAUGGCGUCGGCGCUCGGUCGCCUGGCCAGGCUGUCAGCCUUCAGAAACGCUCGCGCAUCGCCGCGGACUCCCUCAGACGGGCCGGGGAGGACCGUGACACCGUGUCGAACAGCCGUGUCCACAUCAUCCGGUGCCAUUCUGCCCAAACCCAAAAAGACCCCCUUCGGCCUUAUCCGGAUUGCUCUGGUAGUGGUGCCCUUCUUGUAUGUGGGGACUCAGAUCAGCAAGAACUUUGCUGCGCUGCUGGAGGAGCACGACAUCUUUGUCCCCGAGGACGAUGACGAUGAUGACUGAGAUGUCUGUAUGCUUCCUGGUUACCAGAUCACCUUGUUUUGUCACUACAACUGGGAGGAGUCUGUGAGCCUCUGAGCAGAUAAAUGCCUUCCUCUGCUUUGUUCUUCUGUCUGCACUGGAUUCAGGGUUUUUGCUGUUACCGACACUGAGACAGAGCUGUCCCAGGCUGAUCGUAUCGUACUGUAUUUGCAUGCACUACUUAAGUCUUAAUAAAGGGUAUGACAAGUGUAAAAUGCACCACAUGCUCAAUGGAUGUUUGUACAAGUUGAUGGCAUCUGUGCACACAUAAAAUAAACUGCACACUUUCAGUCA
Molecule: messenger RNA, 751 nt
Organism: Lates calcarifer (barramundi perch)
Lineage: Eukaryota; Metazoa; Chordata; Actinopteri; Centropomidae
Product: essential MCU regulator, mitochondrial
Exons: 3
Coding region: 146-439 (97 amino acids)
Biological process (GO): calcium import into the mitochondrion; mitochondrial calcium ion homeostasis
Cellular component (GO): mitochondrial inner membrane; uniplex complex
Source: RefSeq, a predicted model, not a curated record